This is a messenger RNA of Medicago truncatula (barrel medic), 723 nucleotides long. RefSeq names its product mitochondrial carrier protein CoAc2. The record is from RefSeq and is a predicted model, not a curated record. The transcript is spliced from 5 exons. Gene Ontology annotation, biological process: transmembrane transport. Bases 1 to 723 code for a protein of 240 amino acids. NCBI's taxonomy places the organism in Eukaryota, Viridiplantae, Streptophyta, Magnoliopsida, Fabales, Fabaceae.
AUGUCUGGAUCAGUUAGGAGAAUCGCCAAAACCGAAGGUCUUUUGGGAUUCUACAGGGGAAAUGGAGCAAGUGUGGCAAGGAUUAUUCCUUAUGUAGAUCUUCAAUAUAUGUCCUAUGAGGAAUACCGAAGAUUGUUCGUGCAAGCCUUUCCUAAUGUUUGGAAAGGUCCUACCCUUGACCUUAUGGAAGGGUCACUCUCUGGAGGGACGGCUGUGCUUUUUACUUAUCCGCUUGACUUAAUUCGGAAUAAGUUAGCUUAUCAGCAGCAGUAUUGUAUUUCACUGCUGUGUUGUUAUUGUAGAACUCUUAUGUUAAUCAUGGCCACAGCUCCGACACUCUUCGGAAUAUUCCCAUACGCCGGUUUGAAAUUCUACUUCUAUGAGGAAAUGAAGCGCCACGUCCCUGAGGAUUACAAGAAAAGCAUCAUGGCGAAACUGACAUGUGGAUCCGUGGCCGGUUUAUUGGGUCAGACAUUCACAUAUUUUCUUGAAGUUGUCAGGAGGCAAAUGCAGGUUCAAAACCUUACGGCAUCUGAAGAAGCCGAGUUGAAAGGGACUAUGAGAUCCAUGGUUUUGAUUGCUCAAAAGCAAGGCUGGAAGACCCUGUUUUCAGGGCUGAGUAUCAAUUACAUAAAGGUUGUUCCAUCUGCGGCCAUUGGCUUCACAGUUUAUGAUACUAUGAAAUCAUACUUGAGAGUACCAUCAAGAGAUGAAGUGGACUAA